UUUGCUCCCAGAGUCUCUGUGGUUUCUCUGCCGGUUCCUCCACGGCCGUCUCCGUCUGCUCCUACACCUCACUCCGCUUUGGAGGAACAGGAUCCCUCUCUGAAACUUUUUCUAUUUAUCCGGAGAAUUUGAUCCCGGUUUUGCUGGCUUUUGCUGGCUUUUCUCUCAGCAGGGAGGAAAUCAUGCCUUCCGACUUUCUAACUCCUUUCCUGGAAGUGGAUGAAGAGUUCUGCAAGAACUUCCGCGGCUUGGAGACGGCAGAUGGCUCCUCCUGCAGCUUGCAGCAGCGAGUCCUUGGCUUUCAGAGGCGCCAUUCGCUCUGCCCCGUGACCCUCCCCAACUCCAAGUUCAACAGCAGCUCUGAGUUACUGGAGUCCGGUUGCUGGGGUCUGGGCCUGGCCCCCCAGCAGCACUGGAACCGCGAACUUCCUCAGUCCUCGCUCAGCCACAUCCCCUUCAGAGUGGACCGCUCGGUCAGCAUGAUCGAAGGAAGAGCCGACAAAAGUGUGUCCCCACCUCUGCUGCUGCCCCCGCCGGGCCUGUGUGUCAACAACAACAACAACAACUGUGGGGCCUCCCCCAGGGCGCCGGUGCCACCGCCGCACAUCUCCACCCGCUACAAGACCGAACUGUGCCGCACCUAUGAAGAAAGCGGCUCCUGCAAAUAUGGCGCCAAAUGUCAGUUUGCCCAUGGCCUGGAGGAGCUGAGAGGCCUCAGCAGACACCCCAAGUACAAGACGGAGCCGUGCCGCACCUUCCACACCAUCGGCUUCUGUCCGUACGGCGCCCGCUGCCACUUCAUCCACAACGCCGACGAGAUCCAGGCCGCGCCGCACCGGCAGAAGCUGAGGCCUCCUCCGUUACGCCACAGCCUCAGCUUCGCCGGCUUCUCCUCGUCUCGCCACACCUUCCAGCCAGUGGAGUCCCAGCCUUCCUCCCUCCUCUUCACCCGGGCCUCCUCCGUCUCCCCUCCUCCCUCCUCCAUUGGGAGUCCAGAACUCCUCUCACCUCUCUUUCCUGAGCCAGGGACCCUCAGGCAUUGCCCCCACCUCUUUGCUGGCCUCCAUGACCUGUCGGGCGAUGGAGGUUUCUCUGCCGUCACCGACUCCUCCUCCUCCUCUUCCUCCACCAGCAGCAGCAGGUGUUCCCCAACCAUCUACAAAAACCUCCCUCCUCUCCUCCCCCAGCCAGACUUCCUCGGCCUGCAGCGCAGCUCCUCGGCUGACUCCCUCUCCGAGGAGGGUUACACGUCCUCCUGCUCCCUGAGCUCCUCCUCCUCCAGCGGCACGGAGUCGCCGAGCUUUGAGGGCCGACGUCUGCCCAUCUUCAGCCGCCUCUCCGUCUCAGAUGAAUAAGGGGGGUGGUGUUGUGUUGAACAUAUAUAGGCUUUCAUUUCUUCUGAAAUCGGCCAACUACGUUUGCAUAUUGCAUUUCCCAGCCAGCAUCGCUAGUGCUGCUCAGCGUUUGUCCAGUUUUAGCCGACUCCUUUAACCACGACGAGUGUCUUCUGUCCGCUUUUUACGACCUCCUGCUGUAUACUGUUGUAUACAUUUGUUCAUAGAGUCAUUGGGGAGGGCCUGAAUCCCACCCCCUAGGAUCUAUUAGGAAAAGGGGUGUUGACCAACUGUUUGGUGACAUUCGUUUGUGACUUGAUUGUAUUUUUUUUUAACCUGAAACCAGCAUCGGUUAAACCACCUGUUACCAAAGUUCUCCCCGGUUAGUCUGAACCCCUGUGAUGUGUAUUUUUUCAUCCUAACACCGUAUUUAUUGUUGUGAGAUGUUGUGAUUGUGUCCCUGUUUGUACAAUUGGGUCCAUGCUUUAAAAAAAUAGGCUAGUGUAGAGGAGGGGAUGGGAGGAGGAGUUUUGGCAUUCUGCAUCGUUCAUGUUGCCUUAUCGGCCUUAAGGAGACUUUUCGGGGUUUCUUGGUCUCCCUUCCUCACCGAUCAGCCUGAAACCACCUGACUGGAAUCACAUUCUUUUUUUGUUUUAAAUAUUGGGUAAAGACUGAACAUUUGGACCACAGGUUUCAGUUAUGGUUGUAAAAAUCGUUUAAUCUUCAUCGGAAGUUGGACCCUUGACCUGCGGUGUAGGUCGUUGCACGCCGUCUAGAUGGGAAGCUCUGGAGCGGCGGGAGAAAUCACGGGAUUUCAUUCUUAAAACUUUUGACCCGAAAUCGACUCUACCUGCCCUCCUUGAGUUUAAUAAGCACUCGCUGUCCCACUUUGACAGCAAGAUGCUUUUUUUUUUUUAUAAAAAAAAAGAAAACAUGUUAACUUAAAGUUCUAUUUAUUUUCUUUUUUUUUCUUUUUUAUAAAAACAAAACCUAUAUUGUGUUGUUUAUUCCACAUAAAUUAAGUGCAUCUAUUGUUUACAUUCCAGCGGUUAUGUCUGUAACCUUGCUUUUUUAUCUUAAUAUAUUUGUGCAUCUUUAUUUCAAAAUAAAAGUCCUGAAUCUAUA
Oryzias latipes (Japanese medaka) is the source of this 2459-nucleotide messenger RNA. RefSeq names its product mRNA decay activator protein ZFP36L1. Gene Ontology annotation, molecular function: metal ion binding; mRNA binding. NCBI's taxonomy places the organism in Eukaryota, Metazoa, Chordata, Actinopteri, Beloniformes, Adrianichthyidae. The record is from RefSeq and is a predicted model, not a curated record.